This is a messenger RNA of Pichia kudriavzevii, 867 nucleotides long. RefSeq lists its product as uncharacterized. Gene Ontology annotation, molecular function: protein binding. NCBI's taxonomy places the organism in Eukaryota, Fungi, Ascomycota, Pichiomycetes, Pichiales, Pichiaceae. The transcript has a single exon. Gene Ontology annotation, biological process: proteasome-mediated ubiquitin-dependent protein catabolic process; protein polyubiquitination; transcription-coupled nucleotide-excision repair. The coding region runs from base 1 to 867 and encodes 288 amino acids. The record is from RefSeq and is a predicted model, not a curated record. Gene Ontology annotation, cellular component: Cul4A-RING E3 ubiquitin ligase complex; nucleotide-excision repair complex.
AUGGUACUCUCUUCAUCUUAUGACUUCAAAGUAAAUGUCAUUGACGCUGAGCUGAUGUCGGUAGCACACACCUUCAAACUUAAUGCCAGAGUGAUUGAUUUUGAUUUUUCACCCAAAGGUGACUCAACCAUGGUGGCUGCUUGUUUAGAUGACGGUAUCGGCGUAAAGCUACUAGAUCUAAGAACAGUUGCCGAUGUGCAGAAACUAGGAGGGGAAGAAGGGGCACGUAUGUUCACUGCUGCUUGGUCACCUAUUAACUCGAAUAUUUGCGUAGGUGGAGGCGUUGAUGGUUCUUGUUAUGGGUGGGAUAUCAGAAGUUCGGAAAAACAUCUGUUUGAACUAGACUCAAAUUUAACGUCUUCAAAGAGUCAUGCAGGAAGUCGAUUGAAGGGUAAAGCGCAUCAUGGACGUGUAAAUUCAAUGAUUUUCAACUCUGAAGGAACAGAGUUGAUAACCUUGGGCCAUGACAACAAGAUUAAAGUUUGGGACCUAUGCACGCAUAGCAAACCUUUCAACAAACUCCUCAAUUUUGGUCCUUUGAUUCGCAACAAAGUUAAUCAGCGUAUAGACAUGUGCCUUAGCCCGGCUUUAGAGACAGAAAUUUCCUUUUUAUGGGUUCCUUCCGAUACAGGCGAAGUUCUAGUCUAUCGGGCGGAGGAUGGAAGUUUGGUUGCACGAUUGAAUAGGUCUGGAAGAGCCAAUCUUCAAACACGUUCGUUUUCAAUCGCCUGCAGUGGAGGUAACCAGACACGGUAUUACAGCGGGUGCAAAGACGGAACCAUCUCGGUUUGGGGGUACGAAACAAAACAGGAGCCAGAUGUGACCUAUUUUGACAACGGAGUCGAUCUAGUGAUCGAGGACUCCUGA